Molecule: messenger RNA, 11400 nt
Organism: Cyanistes caeruleus (blue tit)
Lineage: Eukaryota; Metazoa; Chordata; Aves; Passeriformes; Paridae
Source: RefSeq, a predicted model, not a curated record
CUGACAGAUGAACGGGAAGAUGUUCAAAAGAAAACUUUCACAAAAUGGAUAAAUGCACAGUUUGCUAAGUUUGGAAGACGUUACAUUGAAGACCUUUUUAAUGAUUUUCGAGAUGGACGAAGACUUCUGGAGCUCCUGGAAUGUCUUACAGGCCAAAAACUUGCAAAAGAAAAGGGCUCCACAAGAGUUCAUGCUCUGAACAAUGUCAACAAAGCAAUCCACGUUUUGCAGAGAAAUAAUGUUGAUUUGGUAAAUAUUGGGAGCUCAGAUAUUGUGGAUGGAAAUCAUAAGCUGACCCUUGGUUUGAUCUGGAAUAUAAUCCUCCACUGGCAGGUCAAAGAUGUAAUGAAAAACAUCAUGGCUGGACUGCAGCAGACAAACAGUGAGAUGAUUCUGCUGAGCUGGGUCCGUCAAUUGACUCGCAAUUACCCACAGGUCAACGUUACCAAUUUCACCACUAGCUGGUCUGAUGGAUUGGCUUUCAACGCACUCCUCCACAGCCACAGACCAGACCUAUUUGAUUGGAACGCUGUUGUUUCCAAGCAGUCACCUGUACAACGAUUAGACCAUGCCUUCAACAUAGCCAGGAAACACCUGGGAAUAGAGAAACUCCUUGAUCCCGAAGAUGUUGCAACUGCCUGUCCAGAUAAAAAGUCCAUCUUGAUGUAUGUGACUUCGCUGUUUCAAGUCCUGCCCCAGCAAGUCACCAUGGAAGCCAUCAGGGAGGUGGAGAUGCUGCCGCGGCACUCACGGGUCACCAGAGAAGAGCACAUAGAAGUACAUGAACAGCAUUUUUCACAAGAAAUCACAGUCAGUGUUCCCCAGGGACCUUCGCCUUCUCCUAAACCGCGGUUCAAAAGUUGCACGUAUGCGCAAGCUGUGUAUGUCACAUCCCCCGACCAAAAAAGGAGGCAGGUUCCUCCACAGUUUUUAGAAAGUGUUGAAGAAAAGAAAUUUAGCACCAUGCGGAUGGGGGCUGGAGAUCUUGAAAACUACCAAACUGCUUUAGAAGAAGUACUCACAUGGCUUCUCUCUGCUGAAGAUGCAUUACAAGCACAAGGAGAUAUAUCCAAUGAUGUAGAAGUUGUUAAAGAACAAUUUCACACCCAUGAGGGUUUUAUGAUGGAGUUAACAGCUCACCAAGGACGUGUUGGUAAUGUUUUGCAAGUUGGAAGUCAACUUUUAAACACUGGAAAACUUUCAGAUGAGGAAGAGAAUGAAAUCCAAGAACAAAUGAAUCUACUUAACUCUCGUUGGGAAAGUCUCAGGGUAGCAAGUAUGGAAAAACAAAGCAAUUUACAUAAAAUCCUAAUGGAUCUGCAGAAUCAGCAGCUAGCCCAGCUAGGUGAUUGGCUGACAAAAACAGAGGAAAAAACAAAGAAAACUGACUUGGAGCCCUUAGGUCCAGAUCUAGAGGACCUAAAGCGUCAAAUAGAAGAGCAUAAGGCAUUUCAAGAAGAUCUGGAGCAGGAACAAGUCAAGGUGAAUUCUCUAACCCAUAUGGUAGUGGUGGUGGAUGAAAACAGUGGUGACAGAGCUACUGCUGCACUUGAAGAGCAGCUUCAGCACUUUGGAAAACGGUGGGCAGCCAUCUGUAGAUGGACAGAAGAACGGUGGGUCCUUCUGCAGGAUAUCCUUCGCAAAUGGCAGCAUUUUGCAGAAGAGCAGUGCCUUUUUGAUGCAUGGCUUACUGAGAAAGAGGAUGCUGUGAGCAAAAUUCAUACAACUGGCUUUGGAGAUCAGAAUGAAAUGCUGACCAACCUAAGCAAAUUAGCUAUCCUAAAAGGAGAUCUAGAAAUGAAAAGGCAAAUGAUGAGUAAGCUGAAGUUGCUCAGCCAAGAUCUGCUUGUAGCUGUGAAAAAUAAAGCAGUGGCUCAAAAGCUGGAAAGUCGUCUCGAAAAUUUUGCCCAGCGCUGGGAAAGCCUUGUGCAGAAGGUGGAGAGCAAUUCUAAACAGAUUUCGCAGGCUGUCACUACCACUCAGACAUCACUAACACAGACAACUGUAAUGGAAACUGUAACUAUGGUGACCACAAGAGAGCAAAUCCUGGUUAAGCAUGCUAAAGAGGAACUCCCACCACCUCCACCCCACAAAAAAAGGCAACUCCUUGUGGAUUCAGAAAUUAGGAAGAGGUUUGACUCGGACACCACGGAGCUGCACAGCUGGAUGACGCGCUCCGAGGCAGUGCUGCAAAGCCCCGAGUUUGCCGUCUUUCGGAAAGAAGGGAACCUCUCAGACCUCAGAGAAAGAGUCAAUGCCAUCCAGCGAGAAAAGCCUGAGAAGUACAGAAAACUGCAAGAUGCCAGCAGAUCAGCUGAGGCCCUGGUGGAACAGAUGGUGAAUGAGGGUUUGAAUCCUGACAACAUUAGACAAGCCUCAGAGCAGCUGAAGAGCCGCUGGAUUGAGUUCUGUCAGUUGCUGAGUGAAAGACUGGCAUGGCUGGAGUACCAAAAUAACAUCAUUGACUUCUACUCCCAGCUGCAGCAACUGGAGCAGACAGCAAUUACUGCAGAAAACUGGCUGAAAGCACAACCCACACCAGCAGCAGAUCCUGCUACAGUAAAAACUCAGUUAGAAAGAUGCAAGGUUAGAGAUCCUUCUUCAAGUUUUUUAUGUUCUGAAUCUACCUUUGCAGGAUCAGCAAUUCCCAAAGGUGAAGUCAUCAUUGUCAUCAUUGCUGUUGUUAUUAAUAAUGAUGAAUUAUUCAUCUACAUUCAAAUGAUGUUUCUCCUGUUUAUUUCAGGAGUUUUUGACAGUUUGCCUCCUGCACACUACAAGGAGACAAUGAACACUAUACUUGUGUGGAUGCAGCAGUCAGAAUCUAAACUCUCCAUGCCUCAGGUCGCAGUUGCUGAAUACGAAAUCAUGGAGCAGAGACUCAGGGAGUUAAAGGCUCUACAAAGUUCUCUGCAAGAGCAGCAGAAAGGCCUGACCUAUCUCAGCACAACUGUGGAAGACCUGUCGAGGAAGGCCCCUCUGGAAGUCAGCCAGAGUUACCGGUCAGAGGUUGAGGUGGUCCUUGGCCGCUGGAAGAAGCUCUCGGCACAGCUGGCAGAACAUUGCCAGAAACUGGAGGAGCGUCUGACCAAACUCCAGCGAUUCCAGAAUGACACUAAAACACUGAGAAAGUGGAUGGCUGAGGUGGAUGUUUUCCUGAAGGAAGAGUGGCCUGCCCUUGGAGACUCAGAAGCACUGGAAAAGCAACUUGAGCAAUGUACAGCUUUAGUAAAUGAUAUCCAGACAAUCCAGCCCAGUUUGAACAGUGUUAAUGAGACUGGGAAGAAAAUGAAGAGUGAAGCAGAGCCAGAAUUUGCUUCCAGAAUAGAGUCAGAGCUAAAGGAUCUCAAUGCUCAGUGGGACCACAUUUGCCAACAGGCCUGUGCUAAGAAGGCUGCACUAAAAGGUGGUCUGGAUAAGACUGUGAGUCUCAGAAAGGAUUUGUCAGAGAUGCACGAGUGGAUAACACAAGCUGAGGAGGAAUAUUUGGAAAGAGAUUUUGAGUAUAAAACACCUGAUGAGUUACAGAAAGCUGUUGAGGAGCUGAAGGGUUUGAAUCCUGACAACAUUAGACAAGCCUCAGAGCAGCUGAAGAGCCGCUGGAUUGAGUUCUGUCAGUUGCUGAGUGAAAGACUGGCAUGGCUGGAGUACCAAAAUAACAUCAUUGACUUCUACUCCCAGCUGCAGCAACUGGAGCAGACAGCAAUUACUGCAGAAAACUGGCUGAAAGCACAACCCACACCAGCAGCAGAUCCUGCUACAGUAAAAACUCAGUUAGAAAGAUGCAAGAUUGAACGGCUAAAGGCUCAAAGUCAAGUACUCAAAGAGAAAGAACAAGGACCAGUGUUUCUGGAUGCUGACCUUGCUGCUUUUACCAGCCAUUUCAAACAAAUAUUUGCUGACAUGCAUGCCAGAGAAAAGCAGCUACAGACCAUUUUUGACAGUUUGCCUCCUGCACACUACAAGGAGACAAUGAACACUAUACUUGUGUGGAUGCAGCAGUCAGAAUCUAAACUCUCCAUGCCUCAGGUCGCAGUUGCUGAAUACGAAAUCAUGGAGCAGAGACUCAGGGAGUUAAAGGCUCUACAAAGUUCUCUGCAAGAGCAGCAGAAAGGCCUGACCUAUCUCAGCACAACUGUGGAAGACCUGUCGAGGAAGGCCCCUCUGGAAGUCAGCCAGAGUUACCGGUCAGAGGUUGAGGUGGUCCUUGGCCGCUGGAAGAAGCUCUCGGCACAGCUGGCAGAACAUUGCCAGAAACUGGAGGAGCGUCUGACCAAACUCCAGCGAUUCCAGAAUGACACUAAAACACUGAGAAAGUGGAUGGCUGAGGUGGAUGUUUUCCUGAAGGAAGAGUGGCCUGCCCUUGGAGACUCAGAAGCACUGGAAAAGCAACUUGAGCAAUGUACAGCUUUAGUAAAUGAUAUCCAGACAAUCCAGCCCAGUUUGAACAGUGUUAAUGAGACUGGGAAGAAAAUGAAGAGUGAAGCAGAGCCAGAAUUUGCUUCCAGAAUAGAGUCAGAGCUAAAGGAUCUCAAUGCUCAGUGGGACCACAUUUGCCAACAGGCCUGUGCUAAGAAGGCUGCACUAAAAGGUGGUCUGGAUAAGACUGUGAGUCUCAGAAAGGAUUUGUCAGAGAUGCACGAGUGGAUAACACAAGCUGAGGAGGAAUAUUUGGAAAGAGAUUUUGAGUAUAAAACACCUGAUGAGUUACAGAAAGCUGUUGAGGAGCUGAAGAGAGCAAAGGAGGAAGCCCUGCAGAAAGAAGUGAAAGUGAAGCUUAUUACAGAUUCUGUGAAUAACUUUAUAGCAAAGGCUCCACCAGCAGCUCAUGAGGCUUUGAAAAAAGAGCUGGAUGUUCUAAUUACCAGCUACCAGCAACUCUGCAGCAGGCUGAAUGGAAAGUGGAAGACUUUGGAGGAGGUAUGGGCAUGUUGGCGCGAAUUAUUGUCAUAUUUGGAUGCAGAAAAUAAAUGGUUGAAUGAGAUUGAACUAAAACUCAAAGCUACUGAAAAUGUCCAGGGAGGUGCAGAAGAGAUUUCUGAGUCUCUAGAUUCUUUGGAACGUUUAAUGAGGCAUCCAGAAGAUAAUCGCAACCAGAUUCGGGAGCUGGCUCAGACUUUGACAGAUGGUGGAAUCUUGGAUGAAUUGAUAAAUGAGAAACUUGAGAAGUUUAAUACUCGGUGGGAAGAACUUCAGCAGGAGGCUGUGAGAAGGCAGAAAAGUCUUGAACAGAGUAUUCAAUCUGCACAGGAGACUGACAAAACCCUGCGCUUGAUCCAAGAGUCUCUGGCUGUUAUUGACAAACAGUUAACAGCCUACACUGCAGACAGAGUGGAUGCAGCACAGGUCCCUCAGGAAGCACAGAAAAUACAAUCUGAAUUAACAAGCCACGAGAUUAGUUUGGAAGAAAUGAAGAAACGAAAUCGGGGUAAAGAUGCUGCCAAAAGAGUGCUUUCCCAAAUUGAUGUGGCACAGAAAAAGCUGCAGGAUGUGUCGAUGAAGUUUCGCUUGUUUCAGAAGCCAGCCAACUUUGAACAGCGCCUCCAGGAAUGUAAAAGAAUUCUAGAUGAAGUGAAAUUGCAGGUGCCCAAGCUGGAGAUGAAGAGUGUUGAGCAGGAAGUAGUACAAUCACAGCUGGAUCAUUGCAUGAAAUUAUAUAAAAACCUGAGUGAGGUGAAGUCUGAAGUGGAAACAGUGAUAAAAACUGGGAGGCAGAUUGUUCAGAAGCAGCAGACAGAGAACCCAAAGGAACUGGAUGAAAGGCUUACGGCUUUGAAGCUGCAAUAUAAUGAAUUGGGUGCAAAGGUGACAGAAAAAAAGCAAGAGUUAGAGAAAUGCUUGAAAUUGUCCAGGAAACUACGGAAAGAGAUCAAUGCUCUGACAGAGUGGCUGGCAGUGACAGACGCAGAACUGACAAAGAGAUCGGCUGCGCAGGGGAUGCCGAGCAAUUUGGAUGCUGAAAUUGCCUGGGGCAAGGCAACACGGAAGGAAAUUGAGAAACGCCAGGUCCAGCUUAAGAGCAUCAGUGAUUUAGGAGAGAACUUGAAGACGGUGAUGAAAGGAAAGGAAAGUCUCGUGGACGAUAAACUCAGCCUCCUGAACAGUAAUUGGAAAGCAGUAACUUCACGUGCUGAGGAAUGGUUCAAUCUCUUACUGGAAUAUCAAAAGCACAUGGAGGCUUUUGAUCAGAAUGUAGCUAAUGUCACUACUUGGAUGUAUCGUGCUGAAAUACUGUUGGAUGAAUCUGACAAACAAAAGCCCCAGCAAAAAGAGGAAAUUCUUAAGCGCUUAAAGGCUGAGCUGAAUGACAUUCACCCCAAGGUGGAGUCUGUGCGUGACCAGGCCAGAGACCUGAUGACAAACCGUGGGGAUCACUGCAGGAAAGUAGUAGAGCCUAAACUCUCUGAGCUCAACCAGCGAUUUGCAGCUAUAUCACAGAGAAUUAAGAGUGUAAAGCCCUUCAUUCCUUUGAAAGAAUUGGAGCAAUUUGACUUCGAUAUACAAAAAAUGCUUGAACCACUGGAGGUUGAAAUUCAGCAGGGAGUGAAUCUGAAAGAGGAGGACUUCAAUAAAGAUAUGAGUGAAGAGGAUGAAAGCACAGUGAAAGAAUUGCUGCAAAGGGGCGACAGGCUUCAAAAGGGAGUCACAGAUGAGAAAAAACGUGAGGAAAUAAAGACAAAACAACAGCUGUUGCGGACUAAACAUAAUGCUCUCAAGGACUUGAGAGCUCAAAGAAGAAAAAAGGCUUUAGAGAUUUCUCAUCAAUGGUAUCAGUACAAGAGGCAGGCUGAUGACCUAAUGACAUGGCUGGAUGACAUUGAGAAAAAGUUAGCCGGUCUGCCAGACCACAAAGAUGAGCAGAAGCUAAAGGAGAUUGGUGGAGAAUUGGAGAAGAAGAAGGAAGAUCUGAAUGCGGUGCACAGGCAGGCUGAACGCUUGUCUAAGGAUGGGGCUGCAAAAGCAGUGGAGCCAACCCUGAUACAGCUCAGCAAGCGCUGGCAAGAUUUUGAGAGCAAAUUUGCUCAGUUUCGAAGACUCAACUAUGCACAAAUUCAAACAGUUCGUGAAGAUACAACUUUUGUGAUGACUGAAACUAGGACUAUGGAAACCACUCAUGUGCCUUCUACAUACCUGGCAGAGAUCCUUCACCUCCUGCAAGCCUUGUCUGAAGUGGAAGAGCGCCUUAAUUCUCCUGUUCUGCAGGCUAAGGACUGUGAGGAUCUCUUCAAACAAGAAGAGUGUCUCAAGAGCAUUAAGGAUAGCCUUGGGAGACUGCAGGGUCAUGUAGAAAUGAUUAACAACAAGAAGACACCGGCUUUGCAAAAUGUUACACCAAAGGAAGCAGCAAAUAUACAAGAAAAGCUGACUCAACUUAAUUUUGAAUGGGAGAAACUUAACAAGAUGUACAGGGACAGACAGGCACGGUUUGACAAAUCUUUGGAAAAGUGGCAGAUUUUUCAUUCUGACAUGAAGAGAUUUAAUCAUUGGCUAAGUGAAACUGAAGAGAAGCUGUCAAGAGCACAGAUAGAGGCUGGAGACGUGGGGCUUGUGAAAACCAAGCAAUUUAUCCAGGAGCUUCAGGAUGGCAUCGGGCAGCAGCAAGCUGUUGUCAAAAUAUUGAAUGCAACCGGUGAAGAGAUUAUUGAACAGUCAUCAACGGCAGAUGCCAAAGUGCUGAAGGAACAACUGGAAAGUUUAAAUAACCGGUGGAAGGAGAUCUGCAGACAGUUGGUAGAGAAAAAAAAGAGGAUUGAGGAAGAAAAGAAUAUUUUGUCAGAAUUUCAAGAGGAUUUGAACAAGUUGAUUUUAUGGUUAGAGGAAGCAGACAGCAUUGUUUGUAUUCCCCUUGAACAAGGGAAUGAAGACCAGUUGAGAGACUGCCUGAGCAAAGUAAAGUUAAGAGUUGGAGAGCUGCCGCCCCACAAGGGAAUACUGAAACGAUUAAAUGAAACUGGAGGAAUAGCACUUGGAAGUGCAUCGCUGAAACCAGAAAAAAAACAUAAGCUUGAGAGUACACUGAAGGAGGCUAACCACCGUUUGUUAAAGGUGUCCAAAGAUCUUCCAGAAAAACAAAAGGAAAUAGAGAUUCUGCUAAAGGAUUUUGUUGAACUUGAUCAGCAGCUCAAUCAGGUGAUAUUGUGGGUAACACCUGUCAAGAACCAGCUAGAGCUUUACAACAAAGUGGGUCAGCCAGGAGCCUUUGAUAUUAAGGAAACUGAAGCAGCAGUGCAAGCUAAACAGCCGAAUGUGGAAGAGGUUUUGUCUAAAGGGUGUCAUUUAUAUAAGGAAAAACCAGCUACUCAUCCAGUAAAGAAAACGUUAGAAGACUUGAAUGCUGACUGGAAGGCAAUACACCACUUAAUUCAACAAUUGAAGGAAAAGCCAGCAUUAGCAGCAUUUGGCCAUCUAUCUUCAGGUGUCUUAACUCCUGGUGAAACUGUUGCUGUGGAUACACAAACCAGGGUAACCAAGGAAACCACCACCUUCAAACCAGAAAUGCCAUCUUCUGUGCUUUUGGAGGUUCCAGCCUUGGCUGAUUUCAAUAAGGCAUGGGCAGAACUCACUGACUGGCUUUCUCGACUGGAUCGAGAGAUAAAAUCUCAGAGAGUGAAAGUAGGUGAUCUUGAUGACAUCAACGACAUGAUCAUCAAACAAAAGGCAAUACUACAGGAUCUGGAGCAAAGACGUCCCCAGCUGGAUGAAUUAAUAACUGCAGCACAAAAUCUAAAAAACAAGACGAGCAAUCAAGAGGCCCGGACAAUAAUUACUGACCGCAUUGAGAAGAUACAGAGCCAGUGGGAUGAAGUGCAUGGAUACCUCCAAACCCGGAGGCAGCAGCUUGAAGAGAUGUUGAAGGAUUCAACGCAGUGGCUGGAAGCAAAGCGAGAAGCUGAGCAGGUUCUUGAACAAGCAAAAGCUAAGCUUGAAUCAUGGAAAGGAAUCUCCUACACUGUGGAAGCUUUGAAAAAGCAGAACACAGAACUUAAGCAAUUCUCAAAAGAAAUACGACAAUGGCAAAUAAAUGUAGAUGUGGCAAAUGACAUGGCCCUUAAGCUGCUCCGUGAUUAUUCAGCAGAUGACACCAGAAAUGUGCAACUGAUGACAGAUAGUAUCAAUGCUUCGUGGGCUGCCAUUAAUAAAAGGGUGUGUGAACGUGAAGCAGCUCUGGAAUCAGCCCUAAGAAUGUUGCAGCAAUUCUACCUGGAUCUGGAAAAGUUCCUUGCUUGGCUUACAGAAGCUGAGACAACUGCAAAUGUUCUGCAGGAUGCUACACACAAAGAAAAAACACUAGAGGAUGCCAAAAUAGUUCGGGACCUCAUGAAACAGUGGCAGGAACUACAGGCAGAAAUUGAUGCUCACACUGACAUCUUUCACAACCUGGAUGAAAAUGGGCAGAAAAUCCUGAGGUCCCUGGAAGGCUCUGAGGAUGCAACCCUGCUGCAGAGACGUCUGGAUAACAUGAACCUCAGAUGGAGUGAACUUAGGAAGAAAUCUCUAAACAUUAGGUCCCAUUUGGAAGCCAGUACUGACCAGUGGAAGAGAUUGCAUCUCUCUCUUCAGGAGCUUUUGGCAUGGCUGCAGUUGAAGGAGGAUGAAUUAAAACAGCAAGCACCCAUUGGUGGAGAUCUUCCCACUGUGCAGAAACAGAAUGACAUUCAUCGGACUUUCAAGAGGGAGCUAAAAACAAAAGAACCUGUUAUCAGGAGUGCCCUUGAGACGGUGCGAAUCUUCCUGGCCGAGCAGCCUGUGGAGGCAGUGGAGAAGGUCUGCCCGGAGCCCAGAGAGAUUUUGAAACAAGGAUACAUUAAUAAAACACACAAUGUCAGUAAACUUCUGCAAAGGCAAGCAGAUGAGGUCAGAACUGAGUGGGAUAAGCUGAAUGCACAGUCUGCUGACUGGCAAAAGAAGAUCGACGAUGCUCUUGAAAGACUGCAGGGCCUUCAAGAGGCGAUGGAUGAACUGGACCUGAAGCUGCGCCAGGCUGAGGCAUUCAAGGGAUCCUGGCAGCCAGUGGGGGAUCUGCUGAUUGACUCCCUGCAGGAUCACUUGGAAAAAGUCAAGGUUUAUCGAGCAGAACUCGUUCCCCUUAAGGAAAAGGUGCAUCACGUCAAUGAGCUCGCUCGCCGCUUCACUCCCGCCGAUAUUCAACUCUCCCAGUACAAUCUCAGCUGUGUGGAAGACCUAAACACAAGGUGGAAGGUGCUACAGGUGGCCGUUGAUGAGCGCAUCAAGCAACUGCAUGAAGCUCACAGGGAUUUUGGCCCUACAUCCCAGCAUUUUCUUACCACUUCUGUCCAAGGCCCCUGGGAGAGGGCAAUCUCACCAAACAAAGUGCCGUAUUAUAUCAACCAUGAGACGCAAACGACCUGCUGGGAUCAUCCCAAGAUGACUGAGCUCUACCAGUCAUUAGCUGACCUGAACAACGUCAGGUUCUCGGCAUACAGGACUGCGAUGAAACUCCGCAGGCUGCAGAAAGCCCUCUGCUGUAAGUACCUGCCUGUGCCUCACCCUCUGCCAGGAAGGCUCCAUGACCAAAGCACAAGUUUAUUCACAGAUUUCAGAAGCAGAAAAACACUCCCACACAUGGCCCUAUCUCUGCCUGGUACAUGGAGACUUCUCACCUGAAGGGCAUGAUCAUUGCAAAAACCGGAGUGCUGGCUGGUCUGCAGAUCUGUCCCUUGUAAAGCAAGCUGCAGUUCAGAAAUAAAACUCAACAUAGUGUACAUAUUUCUCAUCUUUACACUCUUUAGCCAGGUAUUUUGCCUGUGCCAUGUCCUGUGUCAGCCACAGGUUUACAGCCGAAAGGAACAGAGUUGUGGUGUGUUGGGAGCAGUGAGAGCUCGUUGGGUGAAAUAAUCGCUUCAGAGCUGGAGUUCGUUAAUGGUUCGUUAAGUUGAAUCUUGAACCCUGAGGGGUUAUUGCCUUUAAAUGAGAUCAUUGCAAUAAACAUUUAGGUUCAUUUUUUUCCCCAGCUUUCAGUUGUGUUGAGAAGUCUCUCAUCAGCUGUACAUUAGUGAUGUGCAUGUUCGAACAUUUUAAUUCUCCCAACUGCUGUAUGUUAUUCUACUUCUCACUGGAAUUACAUUUCCUUUUCGGCUUAUUGUAACCUGAUAGCUAAAUAAUUCGCUCAUCAAGAGUUUUCUUGAUAGGCCAGUCAGUUGCCAAAGCAAGCAGUUUAUUAGACAGUCCUACUGGGAGGAUUAUUAAAAUAGUUUAACAUCCACAACUUGGCAUUUAAUUACAGGGUUAAAUUUCUGACACAGUUGCAAAUGUCUCAACUGUUGAUUUAUCUCAAGUUGGAUUUGUGCUCACAUGCUUUCUGGAACUGUGUCAAACCUCGGCAUUUUUGAGCAUGUUUACUUUUAGGCUUAUAAGCAUGGGUGAAUUCUGUUGAAGUGUGCA